AUCGUGUCUUCAUCAGGAUGGCCGUCGACAUCACCCAGCUGGUGCUCCAGACAAUACGGGAGCGAUCGAGGACGCAGUCGGCCCUGGAAAAUGGUGCAGGGCCUCUCGAGCAUGGCCUCAUAUUCAGAAAACCGCUGGCUGCUCGAACCGAUUUCAUGAAAGAGGCCUACAAGCUGUCUCGACACAUCGUCACUCUGCAGAGCUUCUUGGCCAAGAUUCAACGGACCUAUCUGGACAUCCACCGCCACCUCCCCCGGGCAAGUGACGGCCUCGCACCAUGUGAAAACGAUCCUCUGUUCAACAGCGGCGACUCUGGAUUGUUUCUGCAAACAAUGCUUGGCCUGGAGUCGCUGACAGACCGACAGCGCGACGAGAUUGAUGCGUACUGCAAAGUGUUUAUCCAAAGCACAAUCAAGUCGAUCGACCUGCUGAAGAGUGCUGCGGAGCAGUUGUCCAAAGGCCCGUCAAGCUUGUCAGUCGCCAAGAGCACAUCGUUAUUUGGAUCGCUUCUGUCCACCGAGGAAGAGAAAGCCGAUGAAUUGCGGCACCUCAACGAACACCGACAGGCCGUCAUCUGGAGCUUGCAGAAGCGACUCCAGCGAGCGUCGCAGCUGCAAAUGGAGAUGCAGGAGGCUCGUCUGAAGAGAAAGUUGAAUUCGUCGGCAAGCUAUGCCUCUCCUUUGCCCACUCCGACACAGACGUCUCAAGGCAAUACCGCCUCUGAGCCGACCAAGACCUCGUCCUAUGGAAUCUCAAAGCUCGGUCAGACGCUCGAGGCGGCACUCGGAUCCUUCAAGCCCCGGGAUGAGACCCCGGUCAAGGGUUAUCAAAAUACCCCGGACAUUCCAAGUUUUAUCGAGAGUGAUGCAAAUAUCGAUGAUGACGAAGACUUUGAAAGCACCCUCUCCGAUGAUCAGCGUCUCAUGUUCGAAAGGGAGAACGAAGCGCUGCUCAGUCAGCUCGAGAACGAGACCGACCAAGUCAGGACGGCAACCCGAACCAUCCAGGAGAUUGCCAGUCUCACCAACCAGCUGGGCCACCACCUGCAGGAGCAGCAGGAAAUGAUCGAGGGCAUCUACGAAGAGGCCCAGGUUGCCACCAGCUACAUCCAGCGUGGUAACGAGCACCUCGAAAAGGCACAGCGGCAUUUUGGCGAUGCCCGCAUUUGGGUGCUGGUGUUCUUGCUUGUCGCCAGCGGCGUGCUGCUGUUUUUGGACUGGUACGAUAGCUGAGGCACUCACAAAGCACGAUAAGACCAUGCUCAGUCGACUGGAGACAUCUUGCUGGAUCUUGAAUACACGAACCCCUGUUCUCUGCGC
This is a messenger RNA of Polychytrium aggregatum, 1319 nucleotides long. RefSeq lists its product as uncharacterized. Gene Ontology annotation, cellular component: endoplasmic reticulum; SNARE complex. NCBI's taxonomy places the organism in Eukaryota, Fungi, Chytridiomycota, Chytridiomycetes, Polychytriales. The coding region runs from base 18 to 1232 and encodes 404 amino acids. The transcript has 5 exons. The record is from RefSeq and is a predicted model, not a curated record. Gene Ontology annotation, biological process: retrograde vesicle-mediated transport, Golgi to endoplasmic reticulum.